UUAUUAUCCUUCAAAUCCGUCUUCAAAACUUUCCAAAUUCUUCCCUUUUAUUCAAUUUCUAAUGUCUUCUUCAGGUGGCGCCUUCAAUACUUCUGUUGAUGCACCAUACAUUUCUUCAUUCACUGAUCUUCUUGCACGCAGCAGCAGCAGUAAUAAACAAGAAAUGAACAGUGAAGAGAAAUCUCCAUUUAAAUGGAAUUUUUCUGAUCAAAACAGUAUUGAAAUCCCAAAGUAUAAGUCAUUUUCACCUGCUUCUUUGCCUAUAUCACCUUCUCCAGUUUCUCCUUCUUCUUAUCUUUCAAUUCCUCCCAGUUUGAGCCCUUCUGUGUUUCUUGAUUCUCCUGUCAUGUUUUCAUCAUCUAAUGUUCUUCCAUCUCCCACUACAGGAAGUUUUGCUGAUUUGCGGUCUAAGGAUGAGGAUAGAAAGUAUUCAGAUUUCACUUUUCGAUCCCAAGCAAGGCCUUCCAAUUCUUCGUCUAUGUUUUCGCCUUCUGCAGGAAGAAAUCAAUCGGAGGAGUUAUUAAGAAGGAAUCAAGAAAAUGGGGGAUUCAAUGCUUUAAACAAGCAAAUUGAAUUUUCAGCAUCAAAAUCAGAAUCGGUUCCAUUUCAGAAUUUCUCUCAAGAUGUUCCCACAAUUCAAGCAAAUAUGGGGAGCAAUUCGGCACAAAUGCACAAUACUCAACCUACUCAGUAUAUUAGGGAACAGAAAAAAUCAGAUGACGGAUACAACUGGAGGAAAUACGGCCAAAAACAGGUUAAAGGAAGCGAAAAUCCUCGUAGUUAUUACAAGUGUACAUUUCCAAAUUGUCCGACUAAGAAAAAGGUAGAACAAAAUUUGGAUGGACAUAUUACUGAAAUAGUAUACAAGGGGAGUCAUAAUCACCCGAAGCCUCAAUCGACUCGAAGAUCAUCUUCGAAUUCGAUUCAGAAUCACGCAUAUAAUAUGGGAAUUUUGAAUCAAUCAAACUCAUUGCUUGAAAAUCCUCGCGGGGAAUCUGUGACAACCCCGGAGAAUUCAUCGGCUUCUUUCGGUGAUGAUGAUAUUGAACAAGGCUCUCCAAUGAGUAACUCAAGAGGCGAGGAAAAUGAACCUGAAGCCAAGAGAUGGAAGGGGGAAAAUGAAAAUGAAAGCAUAUCGGCUUCGGGCAGCAGAACAGUUCGAGAACCUAGAAUUGUCGUUCAAACCACAAGUGAUAUUGAUAUCCUUGAUGAUGGUUACAGAUGGAGGAAAUAUGGACAGAAAGUCGUUAAGGGCAAUCCAAAUCCAAGGAGCUACUACAAAUGCACCUACAGUGGUUGUCCAGUUAGAAAGCACGUAGAGCGAGCAUCUCAUGAUAUGAGGGCAGUGAUCACCACAUACGAAGGAAAACACAACCAUGAUGUUCCUGCAGCACGCGGUAGUGGCGGUUAUACUAUGAACAGACAACCUAUUAACUCGAACAAUGUACCUACAGCUAUUAGGCCAUCUACCAUGAUCAGUCAUUAUUCCAAUGGGUCGAUGACAAAUUUCGCCAAUUCAAUGACAAACAACGUAUCGGGAGUGCAGAACCAAGCACCGUAUACCCUUCAGAUGUUGCAAGACACUGGCAGUUUUGCAUACUCGGGUUUUGGAGACACGGUCGGUCCCUAUAUGAAUCAAAUGGCCAAGGAGGAACCUAAAGAUGAUUCAUUUUUUGAUUCUUUUCUAAACUGAGAAUCGCCUAGGAGAAAAAUCCUGCAAGUGGGAAAUCUUUUACUGGUUAAAUUGUGUUGUAUAUGUUAGAUUUUGUGAAAGGAGUUAGUGUAUUUUUUUUAUUUGUUUUGAGGCUGUUGAAGCUUAGAACAAUAGUCUCAUAUCAAACAUGGUGUAACAAAAAAUAAAUUAGAAAACAAAAUGUCUUAGGGAGGUUUAUUUUAUGGUCAAUUAUUUCUUUCUUUUUCAGUCAAAAUGUUGAAUAAACCAGCUCCAAUUAUUGAAUCA
This is a messenger RNA of Olea europaea var. sylvestris, 1960 nucleotides long. Its product is annotated as probable WRKY transcription factor 33. Gene Ontology annotation, molecular function: sequence-specific DNA binding; DNA-binding transcription factor activity. Gene Ontology annotation, biological process: regulation of DNA-templated transcription. The record is from RefSeq and is a predicted model, not a curated record. Bases 62 to 1693 code for a protein of 543 amino acids. NCBI's taxonomy places the organism in Eukaryota, Viridiplantae, Streptophyta, Magnoliopsida, Lamiales, Oleaceae. The transcript is spliced from 5 exons.